AUGCGGCUCUCAUUUGUUUUCUGCGCUCUUGCCAGCGCCGCUUUUGCGAUGCAAGAGUCUCUAGUCGCGCGAGACUACAACGUCAUCACGACAGUGCUGGCCAAUGUCACAGAUGCCGUCAAGGGCCUGUCCACCGUGGCCGAGUCUGGCAAGGCUGACCCGGCCACCCUCCUCAAGGCCUCGGAUCGCAUCGUUCAGUCCAUCAAGAGCGGUACUGCCAGCGUCAACGCCACGGGGAACCUGACCUUUGUCGAGACCGUCCAUCUGAUCGGGCCGGUUCACAAGAUGUCGCAGUUGUCGGCUGGCCUUACGAAAAACAUGGGCAACAUCAAGGGCUCGAUAGAGAAGCAGAACCUGUGCGAGGUCGUGCGACUGCAAAUAGGAAACAUCAACCAGGGGGCAACUUCAUUGAUCAAGGCCAUCAACAACCGGGUCCCCACAGCUGCCGUUGACAUCUCCCAAGCAUUGUCUCAGGGCAUCAUCGAUACUCUGAACGAUAUUCAGGACGAAUUCUCAGACCAGAACUGCGUCAAUGGCCGCAAUGAAACGACUACGUCGGCCAGUUCACGCCUUGCCUCUGGACACGCACAAGUCGUCUUCACUGUUUCUCUUGCCCUCGCUGCAGUUUUUGUCAUCUUCUGA
Messenger RNA from Akanthomyces muscarius, 642 nucleotides. RefSeq lists its product as uncharacterized. The coding region runs from base 1 to 642 and encodes 213 amino acids. The record is from RefSeq and is a predicted model, not a curated record. The transcript has a single exon. NCBI's taxonomy places the organism in Eukaryota, Fungi, Ascomycota, Sordariomycetes, Hypocreales, Cordycipitaceae. Gene Ontology annotation, cellular component: extracellular region.